AUGGUCAUUCCCGUUUCAGCAAUUGGUUCCUCUAAGCAACCUUCCAGUCAAGAUACAACAGUUGGUCCAGUGAACGACAAAGAGUUGAGCGAAUCGAGACUGGUGGGUCUGGAGCGGACAUGUGCUGGGCAACUGCUCGUUCGUUACCGAGGACGGUGGGGCUCCGUCUGUAGUAGUCUGUGGGAUUCAACAGCUGGAGAAGUCGUCUGCAGACAGAUUGGUUGCAACGCCUAUCACGCAACAUUACCUAUCCCGCUCUCACAAGAAACAGGACCUAUUUUGUUGGAGAAAGUUCAUUGCAACGGCACUGAGUCAUCACUAUCGGAAUGCUCAUUCAGUGCUUCAGACCAGCAGAGCUGUGAAACUGGGACCGUUGUAGGCUUCUUCUGUAAAGGGAAUUCUCAGUUUGGGGCUGGUUAUGUGCCGAUGCUGAACUUUGGACUUCAUUGCAAAGGCACUGAGGAGGACCCCUGGAAAUGUGAGCUGAAACCUUUGGCUCACAAAAACUGCUCUGCGGAGAAAGAAGCAGCUGGUGUUGUUUGUUCAGAACACAGAGAGCUAAGAUUGGUUGGUGGAACGGAUGGAUGCUCUGGAAGAUUGGAGAUACAGAAAGGGAAUACUUGGGGCACAGUGUGUGAUUCACAUUGGGAUUCACAAGACGCUCGUGUGGUUUGUGCUUCCUUGAAAUGUGGUGAAGUGAUAGCAGUGCUCAGAGAGGCUCAGUUUGGAGAAGGCAGUGGUCCUGUGUGGCAGGAUGUCUAUGAAUGCCAGGGUAAUGAGACGAUUCUCUGGGAUUGCCCCAUAUUACAAAGCAAACAAAUGAAUUGCACACACAGAAAUGACGUCAGUAUCAUUUGUUCUGGUCAAAGGGGACCACGAUUAGUUGGUGGUAAUGAUACCUGCUCAGGCCGACUGGAGAUACUCAUGGAUGAUACCUGGGGCACAGUUUGCGAUACCGACUGGGAUUUACAGGAUGCAGCAGUUGUCUGCAAUCAACUCGCUUGUGGAGCUGCGUUAGCAGCACCAGGAGGCGCAUUUUUCGGAGAGGGAAAUGGAUCGAUAUGGAAUGACAAAUACGAAUGUAUUGGCAAUGAAAUGCAAUUGCGUGACUGCACGGUUUCAUCCUGGGGACAGCAUCGGUGUUCCCACAGCAAUGAUGCUGUGGUCAUCUGUACUAGUAGGUAUUGGCAGAUGCGACUGGCCAAUGGGGAGACCAUUUGUGAUGGCCGAGUAGAAGUUUACGAUGGCGGCACAUGGGGGAGAGUGACUGACACUCAGUGGAAUUUCAAUGAUGCGGACGUAGUUUGCAGACAACUGAAUUGUGGCUCUGCAAUUAACAUUUACAACCACUCGAAGUUUGGGAAAGGCACAGGUCCAUCAUUGAUCAACAAUGUCAAAUGCAAUGGCAAUGAACCCUUCCUGUGGAAUUGCAGUUUUACACAAAUGGAAGAGUUGUCCAUUGCCGAUGGAGUUGGGGUGGUUUGCUCUGAUCAUAUUCAGAUACGAUUGGUGGAUGGUGGAAGUCGCUGUGCUGGAAGGGUGGAGCUGUAUUCCAAUGGAACCUGGGGAACUGUGUGUGAUGAUUCCUGGGAUUUAGAAGAUGCCCAAGUUGUCUGUCAACAUCUGAAAUGUGGACAGGCUCUAAAUGCAACGAUUUCCAGUUGGUUUGAUCCAGGAGUGGGACCUAUCUGGUUAGAUAAUGUGAAAUGUCGAGUGAAUGAUUCCAUUUUGUGGGAAUGUCUAGCAGGAUCUUGGGGUGAGAUUGACUGCAACCAUAAAGAAGAUGCUGGAGUUAUCUGCUCAGGUGAGAUGGCUAUGAGGCUGCAGGAUGGAGCGAACCACUGUCAGGGCAGAGUCGAGGUUUUCUAUAAUGGAACCUGGGGGACUAUUUGUGCUGAUUCGUUUGGAAUAAAAGAAGCGGAAGUUAUAUGUAAACAGCUCGGGUGUGGCUCUGCCCAAUCUGUGGAAGGUGCUGUUACAUUUGGAAGCGGUUCUGGACAGAUCUGGCUCGAUGAUGUGAGCUGUCGUUUGCACGAUACACUUCUGUGGCAAUGUCCAUCUUCACCAUGGGGCAAACAUAAUUGCAACCACCAGGAGGAUGUCGGAAUCAUUUGUUCAGAGCUGCGGCAUCGAACAACUGUUCGGGAAGAGUUGAAAUAUUUUUCAGUGGGACAUGGGGAACGGUUUGUGAUGAUUCCUGGGACAGGCAUGAUGCCGCUGUCGUCUGCAGACAGUUAA
This is a messenger RNA of Chiloscyllium plagiosum (whitespotted bambooshark), 2238 nucleotides long. The record is from RefSeq and is a predicted model, not a curated record. Lineage: Eukaryota; Metazoa; Chordata; Chondrichthyes; Orectolobiformes; Hemiscylliidae.